Diospyros lotus (date-plum) is the source of this 832-nucleotide messenger RNA. Its product is annotated as protein yippee-like. The transcript has 6 exons. NCBI's taxonomy places the organism in Eukaryota, Viridiplantae, Streptophyta, Magnoliopsida, Ericales, Ebenaceae. Gene Ontology annotation, cellular component: ubiquitin ligase complex. The record is from RefSeq and is a predicted model, not a curated record. Bases 143 to 532 code for a protein of 129 amino acids.
UGUCAAUCUCUCUCUCUCUCAGACUAUAAAUAGGGGGGAGAGGACGGUACGGAUCCAAUUUGUACAUGGCGAUUGCCUGAUUCGUAUACGUGCUUUGUAUUAGUUGCUGGGAGAUUGAUUCCUUCGUUCUGUAGAUAGAGACAUGGGUAGGGUUUUCUUGAUCACUCUUGAAGGGAACGUCUAUAGCUGCAAACACUGCCAAACCCAUUUGGCUGUAGCCGAAGAUAUCAUGUCAAAGUUGUUCCACUGCAAACAUGGGAAGGCUUAUCUCUUUGAUAAGGUUGAAAAUGUUACCGUUGGAGAAAAAGAAGACCGGAUAAUGAUGACUGGAUUGCAUACUGUUGUUGACAUAUUCUGUGUUCGAUGUGGCUCAAUUGUGGGUUGGAAAUAUGAGGCUGCAAAGGAGAAGGGCCAAAAGUACAAGGAAGGGAAAUAUAUUCUUGAGAGGUUUAAGAUCCUGGGUCCUGAUGGAAGCAGCUAUACAUUUUGUCCGGAAGCUCAGUCAGGUGGAAGCGAUGCUGAUGAGGCUUGACUAUGCUCGCUGCUGUUGGUGUUCUUUCGCUGGUUUUUUGGGGCAGUCAUUCAGUUUGGGAGUUAAUCAAAGUGUUUUUAACUGUACAUUCUUUGUUGUUUUUCUUUCAUCCUAGUUUCAAUCUCGUUUUGGUAUACUUACUGAUGAGCUCUUAACAUCAGAUGUAAUGCGCACAUUCAAUAGCAGACAAUGAUGAAUAGUAUUACAUAUAUUUUCCCCUGAGUAAAAGGGAUAAGUCCCAAUUCCGAAGGCACCUGUGUCUGCAGAAGAAACAGGCCCAGCCCCGCUCUUGUAUAUCUA